Messenger RNA from Vigna umbellata (rice bean), 1639 nucleotides. Its product is annotated as PI-PLC X domain-containing protein At5g67130-like. Gene Ontology annotation, biological process: lipid metabolic process. Lineage: Eukaryota; Viridiplantae; Streptophyta; Magnoliopsida; Fabales; Fabaceae. Gene Ontology annotation, molecular function: phosphoric diester hydrolase activity. The record is from RefSeq and is a predicted model, not a curated record.
CCAAAUUAAUUAUUAAAAAUUCAAAAAUAGCACUUCAACCGUUGGUGUUGUUCUUUAUAGUUCGGCGAUAGGUAUGAAAACUGAAAAGUUAACAAACCUUUCACACUCUCAUUAGUCUAGCACUAAAACUAUUGUCUUGAAUUGAUUUGUCUCCAAUUAUUAAUGAAUGCAACAUACCCUCUUUCCCUUUCUAUCCGGGAGUUCCUUUUUCUUCCUUACCCAAAACAGAAAAUCCACCAUUGCAUGUUUUUUUCACUAUAAAUUUGACACCUUUUUUGUGAUUAUCUUUGCUCAUUCACCCAUUUCAAUUCCUUUCACGAAUCCCACAAGUCAUUGUACAAAUGGGUUUUCGUGUGUUCUUGCUUUUGGCUGUCAUGCUUCCGCUGUGUUAUCGUGUUGAUGCUGCUUGCUCUAAUGGAAACUGCAAGCUAGAUGAUGAGUGCUCGUCUAAUGGUGAUUGUGAAGCCGGACUCUACUGCUUUUCUUGCCCAUUUGGGUAUUUAGGCUCUAGGUGUGUGAGAUCUUCCAUCACAGAUCAAUUCAAGCUCAUUAAUAACUCCCUACCCUUCAACAAAUAUGCAUUUUUGACAACGCAUAACGCAUUUGCCAUUGAUGGAGAACCAUCACACACAAAAGUGCCUCGAGCUACCAUCACUAACCAAGAAGACAGUGUAACCCAGCAGCUAAAGAAUGGAGUUAGAGCACUAAUGCUAGAUACAUAUGAUUUUAAUGGAGCGGUGUGGUUGUGUCAUUCAUUUCAAGGCCAGUGCUAUGACUUCACAGCUUUUGAACCAGCUAUAGAUACACUGAAGGAAAUUGCAGCUUUUCUAUCAGCCAAUCCAACAGAAAUUGUCACGCUCAUAUUGGAAGAUUAUGUUAAAACGCCAAAAGGAUUGACAAAAGUCUUCACGGACGCUGGUUUGAUGAAGUUUUGGUUUCCUGUGACUAGAAUGCCAAAGAAAGGAGGAAACUGGCCUCUAGUGAGAGAUAUGGUUGCAAAAAAUCAAAGAUUACUAGUGUUCACAUCCGUCAGGGCUAAAGAACAAAGUGAAGGCAUUGCAUACCAGUGGAAUUACAUGGUUGAAAAUCAGUAUGGGGAUGGUGGAAGAAAAGCAGGAAGCUGUCCAAGUAGAGCAGAAUCUGCUCCUCUUAAUGACAAGAGCAAGUCCUUGGUGUUGGUAAACUAUUUUCGGUCUGCUCCAUUUAAGGCAAUCACAUGUGAAGAUAACUCUGGAGGUCUCAUUGACAUGCUACAAACCUGUUAUGUUGCUGCUGGCAACAGGUGGGCUAAUUAUGUUGCUGUUGACUAUUACAAGAGAAGUGAAGGAGGAGGUUCCUUUAAAGCUGUGGAUACUCUCAAUGGGAAGCUCUUGUGCGGUUGUAAUGAUGUUCAUGCCUGUGUGCCUGGAUCUACUUCACAAGCUUGCUCAGCAAAGAAAGCAUAGCAACAAGCUUCCUCAAUUGUCUAGAUUAAGAGUCUUUUUAACUGUAGUAACUUGUUUUCAUCCCCUUAUGUCUGCUUCGAUACAAUACAAAUACUAUUUUAUGCAGCCAGCCAGUUUUACCAGAUUAUAUGUUUGGUUCACAACUACAAAUGUGUAAUACUAGUUACCAGAAAAGAAUAUCUUUUAAGGUGGAA